This is a messenger RNA of Fonsecaea pedrosoi CBS 271.37, 1035 nucleotides long. RefSeq lists its product as uncharacterized. The record is from RefSeq and is a predicted model, not a curated record. The transcript has a single exon. Bases 1 to 1035 code for a protein of 344 amino acids. Gene Ontology annotation, molecular function: hydrolase activity. Lineage: Eukaryota; Fungi; Ascomycota; Eurotiomycetes; Chaetothyriales; Herpotrichiellaceae.
AUGCCUCUAAAAAACCAGCAAUAUUCAAAAUUCUCAGCCGAGUUUGAAAAUUUCCUCAAAGGACAGACCGAGGGAAAUCCACUUGCAGCUCUUCCUCUUAAAGAAGUACGAGAGGCCGUUGCAAAUGCAGAAUCAGCGCUUUGGGACCGAGACAGCGAGGGGAUCAAAUGGAGGGAACUCAGCAUUUCGGCACCAUCAGUAGGAUUGGAAGUUCCAAUCAGGAUAUAUGAGCCAAGUCCCUCGCCACAGGAGCUCCCAGGUCACAUUGCCUUUAUGAUUCACGGAGGUGGAUGGUCCUUGGGUGGCACCUACUCGGAUUCCUACGCGGUACGUGCCCUUGUGAGGAGGCUAGGCAUGGUUGUCGUCACGAUCGGGUACCAUCUCGCCCCAGAGAAUCCCUUCCCAGUAGCGUUGAAUGAGUGCUGUGACGCUCUCCAGUGGAUCUGCACUCAAUCAGGACUGGUAAAAUCGCCUCAGCAGAAACUUGUCAUGGCUGGAUUCAGUGCUGGGGGGAAUCUAUCAGCAGCAGUAACACAGUGGGCGUGCAGAAACCGCUUGGCUCGCCACAUCGCAGCGCAGGUUCUCUUUUCGCCUGCCACCUGUCACUACAAGCAGCUGGCACAUGCCAGCCACGCCUUCAACACAGAGCUGGAGUCAAUCAACAACGCAACCUCGCCUUUUCUGUCGCCGGAGCAGCUCAAAGGCUUCUGGGACAUAUAUGACGCAGCAGAUGGGAAAGACUCAAGGGUGUCGCCUCUUCUGGCCGAAAACCUGUCCACUCAGCCUCCAACUUAUAUUCAGGUCUGUGGUGCCGACCCUCUGCGCGAUGAAGGCCUCGCCUACGCGGAACGAUUGCAGAGGGCAGGCGUGGAAGUCGGAGUCGAUAUCUAUGCGGGGAUGCCGCAUGCUUAUCACAGUGAUUUGAUCGCUAUUCCAGGGCGCGGGAGAACUAUGGAUGACUUGGUAAAGUGGUUGAGUCCCGUCUUGUCGCCGCGAAACAUUUCUGAGGACAGCAUCAAGUCACAGUUAUCUUGA